This is a messenger RNA of Mesorhabditis belari, 894 nucleotides long. NCBI's taxonomy places the organism in Eukaryota, Metazoa, Nematoda, Chromadorea, Rhabditida, Rhabditidae. The record is from the annotation of a GenBank genome assembly.
AUGUCGCGACUCGACGCGGCGAUCUCCGAGCGACCGAUUACCCAAUUGGCCAUCCCUGGCUCCCAUCACUCAGCAUCAGCCGAUGUGGACCCAAAAAGUGAGGUCGAGUCGAAUCUGUCGCCAAUGCUGCGCGCGCUCGGAAGCACAUCAAUGAUUCGCGAAACGAUGGCCAAAUGGAUGCAACAUCAGAAGAUUUCCGUUAAAGAACAACUUGAAUCCGGCAUUCGUUAUUUCGAUUUCUCGAUAGAGCACACCGCAAAUGAUCGCUUUUUUGUGGUAAACGGAUUGCGAUGCAAUCAAAUCGAUGAUUAUCUAGAUGAUCUCUAUCGUUUCCUUAGCGAGCAAAGCCGUGAAAUAGUCAUUGUGAAAAUGGACAAAUUUACGAGCUUCUCCUCAGAAAAUCUAAAAGAUUUCGAGAGGUUUAUCGAGCAGAAAUUCGGUGAUCUCAUCGUUAAACAAAAGGCAACGUCACUGCAAAACGCUGACGCCGAGUCGCUCGCCGAGUGGUCGCUCGAACGAUGUUGGCGGAAAAAGAAGCAGAUAAUUUUCCUCUUCGACACUGCAUUUCCGUUGCGAAUCGCUUGGCCGAUCAGCCGUUAUGCAAAGGUAAAUCAAUCGGGAAGCGAUUGCGUUGAGGAAGUGAUCGAUCGACUCAAAGACACAACACUUUCAAGGGAGCUGGAGGUUUUGCAGAUUGACGAAUCGGUGCUGAGCUUGCAAUUGUCGGAUGCUUUACGCAAUCCGAUGACCACUUUCGAGAAGCAAUACGGACGACAAGCUACUCGCGAGAUCGUUCAAUUCAUUCGAAAGAAUUCCCCCAAAAAUCUCAACGUGGUGGCUGUCGAUUUCUGCGAGGAGGCCGACUUUGCCCAAUCCAUCAUCGCGCUCAACAAA